This is a messenger RNA of Triticum turgidum subsp. durum (durum wheat), 1923 nucleotides long. NCBI's taxonomy places the organism in Eukaryota, Viridiplantae, Streptophyta, Magnoliopsida, Poales, Poaceae. The record is from the annotation of a GenBank genome assembly.
AUGUCGCCGCUGUCACCCGCACGGCGGCUGUCGGUCCUCUCUCUCCUUCUCCUCCUACUCAUCCUAACCGCGGCGUCAUCUGCGGCGGCGGCGGAGGAGGAGUUCACGGAGGAGCUGCUCCUGCGGCCGCUCCCCGACCGCAAGGCGCUGGCCCACUUCCACUUCCGCUCCUCCAAGCCUCCCACCGCCGCCUCCGGCCGCCACCACCACCUCUUUCCGAAGGCCAUCUCCCAGCUGGUACAAAAAUUGCAUAUUAGUGAAUUGGAACUAUCUUUCACACAGGGAAGAUGGAACUAUGAGACAUGGGGUGGAUUUGAUCCACUGUCAACAGAUAAUGCAAAACCUCCUGGUGUUGAGCUAUGGGCAACUUUCGACCUCCCUUUUGCCGAUAUUGAUGCCACAUGGAAGAACCUGACGCACACAUUGUCAGGCAUGUUUUGUGCAUCAAUCAAUUUCCUGGAGUCUUCCACUGCCUUCUCUGCUCCUCGCUGGGGAUUUAAAUUGAAUGAAGGCAAACUCCGAUAUGGCGCAUUGCCUCGUGAAGCUGUUUGCACUGAGAAUCUCACGCCCUGGCUGAAACUUCUUCCAUGCCGUGACAAAGCUGGCAUCGCCUCUUUGUUGUACAGGCCUUCAAUUUAUAAAGGAUAUUACCAUUCCCAAAAGCUGAAGCUAACAUCAUCCCAAACACGUGGUAUUGUUCUUGAUCAUUCGCUCACAGUUGUGCUGCAACCAAAUAUGUCUAAGAGUACGCAACUACAUUCUACUGAUGGAAAGCUUCAGCCCAGUUGGUCCAUGGAACAUUUCUUCAACAGGAAAUUGUUGGGGAAAUGUCUUGUUUCUAAAUCCAGCAGGAUAUUUGUAGAAAUCGAGAAAGGUAUACUUGUCAAAUCUGGACCAGAAGUUUCUUGGAGUAAUAAAUUCUUUGAACUUUCCACUGCCCCAGACAGGGUGCUCAAAGAAUGGGAUCACUUGGAAGUUCAAUCAUCUUCAUUGUAUGAAUAUGAUCUUAGUAACUACAAUGAUGAUAAGCCUUUGGAUGUGGGCAUAACUUGGAAGCUUCCCCUCGUAUGGUCUUGCUUCCCUGCACCAUAUAAUGCAAGAAGAUUUCUUAUGGGUAGCGGAAACGAAAGAGGGUCUAUUGCUCUGUCAUUUUUAUCCACUGAUCUACAUAAGCAAUUGCCUGGCAGCUCAAAUGAUUGUUCGAUAAAGGCUGUAGUUCUCCAGAUGUUUCCAUGGUAUGUUAAGGUCUUCUAUCACAGCUUACAGAUUUUCAUUGAUGGGAGCAGCAAGGCUGUAACAGAAGUACUUGACAUGAUCCAUGUCACUCCUUCAGAAGACAAACUUUCGCCUGGAACUCUGGAGAUGCUGCUAAGAUUUCCUUGCAGCAUGCAAUCAGCUACCUUGAUAUUGGACUUUGACAAGGGGUUCCUACACAUAGACGAAUAUCCUCCUGACGCUAAUCAAGGAUUUGAUAUUCCAUCAGCUUUGGUUAGCUUUCCUGACUUUAAUUCUAGCCGAAGAUACCCUGAAAUUGACCCAAUGUUUGUGUCACCUUUGUUAGAAAAUUUUAAGGAAGAUAAUGUUGUGAAAUCCUACACAGAAGUGCUGCUUGUUCCCUUGACAACUCCUGAUUUCAGCAUGCUGUAUAAUGUUAUCACCUUCACUUGCACUGUCUUAGCUCUUUAUAUCGGCUCACUACUUAAUGCUUUGAGACGAAGAAUUGGCGAGGAAGAGUGCAGAUUGAGAAAAGCAGCCGUGAAGCCUGCACUCAUUCCUCUGUUGCUAGCUAGGCUAAGGGGUCACAAGGUGGACCCAUCAGAGUCAGAAUCCUCUCCUGCAUCUCCAGUAGGGUUAAAGCUACUAGUCAAGGUUGCACUUGUUGCGGCAGUAGCUGUUGUGUUUCACUAUCUGUCAAACAGUUGA